GUCUACCUCAACCGGCUGACGGGCUUCGACCACCAGUGCCGCGUGCGCUACAACGUGGUGCUGGGCGAGGGCGAGCGCCGCCUGGACUCGGGCAUCGUCGACGACAUCAGCGACAGCGACGGCAAGGGCUACGGCUGGCACCCGCGCGUGCGCUUCUCAGACCUCGUCUACAAGGGCGUGGUGCGCGUGCACCUGGAGAUGCUGCUGGCGAACACGCUGAGCGAGCUGUGCCUGGGCACGACGGCGGGGCCCGGCGCGUCGCCCGUGGGCGUGGCGGGGGUGGUGCCGUCGGUGGCGGCGGCGACGGCGGCCGCCGCGGGCAGUGCCGCCCCCGCGCAGUGCUACGACCGCGACAAGCAGGCGUGGACGCUACGCUCCGACUGCCACUCCGACACCGUGCGCCUGCACAUGGUCUACAAGGACAUCCACAACGUGCCACGCAACCACCUGCGGUACGUGUGCUGGACGGCGUACCUCCUGCGCGCGCACGGCAAGUCGGGCGCCCUGGAGCCCGUGCCGCUGCCCGGCGCGCCCUUCUCCCACUACUACGCGCAGGACGUGUCGGACGAGGGCAUCAUCAUGGAGACCGACGUCACCGUCAAGGAGCCAUCACUGCAAUUGUCAUGCGAUAUUAAUAUUAGCUGGGACACCGAGGAGAGGACGAGAAGUAGAAGAAGGAAGUGCAGAAAAGUAAGAGAGGAGUAAGGAGAAUAGGAAAGGAAACGAAUAAAGUGAAGGUGAACAAAGAAAAAAGAGAGAAGAGGAAGAAGAACGAGAAGAAAGAUCAAGAAUGGACAUUCUGUGACCUCGGCAAUAGUGGAUGCGGAACUUAGCUUCUAAUUCCAUUUUACUUGGGGAAUACUGACAAAGAAUGCGGGAGCCUGGCUGUCCAUACGUCACCGAUAAGGGGCAGCUGCGCGUUCAAGUAGAGUGGGGAGAGUGUUUCCUGCUUUUCCAGGCCACCUACCACAAGUACGACGACGUGUGCAGAAUUCACAACUACCAAAUGAGGCGGGAGAUCGGCGCGCUGCAGGCGGAGAACUACAGCCUGGAGCGGCAACUGUUCAGCUACCAGAAGAGCAUCGCGUACGCGCACUCGCGCGGCGCCUACUCGGACGACCUGGCGACGCCCGACGGCCGCGGCGACGACGACGACGAGCCCUACUUCGACGAGCGCGCCUACUCGCUGGGUAACUCGCCGCCCGUGACGCAGCCACCGCGCGGCCCGCCAGCCGUCGCACCGCUCCAACGCGCACAGCCCCGCUCCCCGCGCCACGCCUCCCGCUCCCCGAGCUCCCCGCGCUCCACUCCGCGCUCCGUCACGCCCGCUCCGCUCAGCCGCACCGCCACUCGCGACCCGUGUGUGGAGCGGGCCCCCCCCGCCCGCCCACGCAGCCGCGCGCCAACUUCGAAACUGCGCCGCCCGACGACAUGGAAGCUCACUGACCACGCUCGUGGACGGCGGCAGCGUGUCGUCUGA
Gryllus bimaculatus (two-spotted cricket) is the source of this 1480-nucleotide messenger RNA. Lineage: Eukaryota; Metazoa; Arthropoda; Insecta; Orthoptera; Gryllidae. The record is from the annotation of a GenBank genome assembly.